UCACUGUUAGCAACUGUAGGAGUUCUCAGGUACAAACUUAGUGGAGAACAAGACAACUUCUGGAAUGUGGCACUGGUAUAUCCUUUUGUAGAUUGGAUUAGCACUGGCUGGAGAGUUGAAUUUAGUCUUUAGGACAGAGUGUUGUUCAGUCUCUGUGUCUGAGAGGUCCCUUAAAGUCUUGCACCUCUUAGGCAUAUCUGUCUGGUCUCACUGAUGUAUGUGCCUUGGCAAACUUAGAAGUACAAAUUUUACCGGGUUUUUGUUUGUUUGUUUGUGUGUUUUGCUUAGCUUUUGCAUACCUGUGUUCUUCCACUCCCUCCUUUCUUCAGUUUUUCUCCUUACUGUCAAGCCCAGUGAGGAUUUCAUUCGUUAAAGUUUCAGGAGAUUUCUUUUAGAACCCACAGUGCUGACCUCUGAGAGGUUUGGGAUUUUUUUUUUUUUUUUUUUUGAAAGGCCAGAAGAUAAGCAAUAUAGAAAUACAUUAGCCAGUUCAAUUACAAUAGGUGCAAGUCAGAGGCAUGAUGUUUGGAGAAGGCUUUCUUGCUUCAGUGAUGCUAUAAUGAGUAGAAAAUCUUACCAUAUAAGCCUAUAAAGGCAGCGUGCCAUUAGUGUCUGUUAAGCCACUGUGUGAUUCUGCAAGUUUCCUGUUAUAUGUAGUAGAAAUAAAUACAAGCCCCCCCCAAAAAAAGAGAAUGUGGCUUUGCAGAAGCUUAUUUUGCAAACUAUUAUGGUAUAUUUUUUUAAUGUAGUAGUAACACUAUAAAAUCUUUGGGAUACAAUCAUUUUUAUAUAGUUGGGGUGCUUAAUACAGUUCACUUUGCAUAAAUAAUGGAGGGUUUUUCAUGCACUCAGAAAAUGGAAGUUUUACAUCAGUAAAUAGUAGCGCUAUAAAAAGCAGAACAGAGUUUCUCAUGGUUUGCCUACAAAGAGGAGUUAACUGAAGUGUGUAAGCCAAAGCGUGUAGUUAAGCACAUACAAUGUAGACUAGUGUAUGCCUCCUGUGACCCCAAUUUUUGUAGUAUACAAAUCCUUUGGUUUGGGAGUUCGUGGUUUGCUUGGGAAUGAGUUCUGCGCUCAGUAACGAGCUGCCAUGGGACAAGUGCAGAUAGUGAGUCUAACCAGCGUAAGAGGUAGAACUUGUGUAAAUGAAUCAUGACCCCGUUUCUAUUGUUGACUGCACUAACUGCUCUUAAUGUUUUUACAGUUUGGGUUGUAUUUCAUGAGAAUAUCUGUAAGUCUUGUUUACAUAAUGAUUUAUGUUUCCUGAGAAUCCAUUCCAAAUUCAUUGGAAGCUGCACUUUAAGGUAUCAUCACACAAUCCCAGGGAGUUGAAUUAGAGCAGAGGUAGGUAGGUGGCUGUUACUUAAUUUAGCUAUGCUUUUUUCCACUCCUACUUCAUAUGUGCUGCACUUCACACUCAGAAUUACUAUUUCGGUGCAAAGGAUGUGAAUUUUCAUAGCCUUAACUUUUUAUUUCUAAAUUGGGAAAGAAGUAAAAAUGCAUUCUGUUUGGAUUAACCAUAAAUGAUAUGAGAAAACUCAAGCUUUUAAGAAAAUGCAGGUAACCCUGAAGCAUAUUUUUGCACAUAAUAUUCUUUCUGAUGCUGAUAUGACUGAUGUAGAAAAAUAUUCCAAUUUUUCGGAACAAAAACAUGAAAGGGCAGGCUUGCAGAAAGCCAUUGAUCAGUUACCUUGAAACUUUUGGAUGUAAAGCUAUUUCCUUAAAACAGCUGCUUUUUCUUUUUUCUUUUUUUCUUUUUUUUUUUUAACAUGGCUGAUGUGGCAUUUUACUGGCCACACAUAUUAUGCUGUGCUUUACAGAAAAAGAAAAAAAAAAAAAGAUUAAAAGAGAAGUUGCCACUUGCUUCUUAACUGAAGCCAGAACAUCUCUGGUUCACAUGACCAAUGAGCCCUUGUAACCUUGUUUUCUUUCCCACAGCCACCUGGCAAUGUUUGUCUCCACCCUUUGGAGAUCUGAACUUCUUUUUGCCCGUUUCUUGUACACACACCUACCCUGCUACAUAGGGCUGCUUUUUGCUGCCUUCCCUGGUCUGAUGGGGAAUCUUUCAGGUAGUUUAGCUAGGUAGUGCCUGGGAGCUCCAUGUGCUUCUAAAUUAUAAGCCAGUAUUUUAUGCAAUUGCUAGGGCAGGUGAUGUUGUUUGAGGUGCAAAGCAUGAAGAAAGGGGGAAGGGGUAACUUAGAAUCUUUUAUGAAUUGCUGCAGUGGUUCUAGUUGGGAGGAGAGCUUGUAAAAAUACUGAAAAAAAUAGGUUAAGAAACUUAAGUUUUUAGGUUGGAUGAGUAUAGGUGAUUUCUAGGACUAGGAAUCUAGAGUGCAGGUGUGCGGGGACAAAGAGUGACGGGGAAGAGCUCAAUGUUGUCAGUCUCACUGAAUGUUUAAAGAGAAGUUACCAUGUAGCAUAUGCUGACACGUACAUCAUGAAUAAUUUAGGGUGUGGACAGUGGAGAGGGCAGCCAGCUGUACCUUCUGAGCCAGCUGCAGCUAACUGAUAAGCUCCUCUAGAAAAGUUCUGCGAGGAGGAAGUAGCAGUAAUCAUAGUUUGUGGUUACAAGAUUACGAGUCAUUGCCAGGAAGCUGGAAGGAUAAACAGUGGAUCAGCAUCCUUGGUAUUAAGAGAACACAACAAAACAGAAGAGGUCUUGAAAAAUCUCCAAGUUCAAAUUGCCACUGAGAUGUUCACUAAACAAUGAGUGACUCUUUCCGGUCAUGCAGUGGCUUUCUCGUGUCAGCUUUAAGCUGUCCACUGUUAACUGCCAAAGCAGGAGAUGGCAGAAGGAAGCUUAGUUGUACCCUUCUGUCCUCCAAGUAAACCUUCAUGGCUGUGACCAGGAUCCGUACUAUAGAUUUAAUGACGUGAUGUACAGAUGGAUCGCACUGGAUAACUGGACUUAUAGCAGGACAUUCAAAACUCCUUUUGAUGUCAGAAAGUGGCAGAAAGUGAAUUUGAUUUUUGAGGGAGUAGAUACAGUAGCACAGAUCCUGAUCAACAAUAUCACUGUUGGGAGAACAGACAACAUGUUCAACAGAUAUAGCUUUGAUAUUACCAGUGUGAUCAAGGAGGUCAAUUUUGUCCAAGUCCAUUUCUUAUCAGCCAUUUCAUAUGCAGCAGAGCAGAGCAGAUGUCACAAAGUAUACAGGAUCCCCCCAGCGUGCCCUCCACCUGUGCAGAAAGGAGAGUGCCAUGCUAAUUUCAUCAGAAAGGAGCAGUGUUCAUUUAGUUGGGACUGGGGCCCUUCUUUUCCCACUCAAGGAAUCUGGAAAGAUGUUAGGAUUGAGGCCUAUAACCAUUAUCACCUGAUUUACUUUUCUCUGACUUCUUUCUUUGUAAAGAGUACUCAGCAGUGGAGUCUUGAAAUCGAGUCUAUUUUUGAUGUAGUCAGCUCCAAGCCAAUUGCAGGUCUUGUGACUGUGAACAUUCCCAAACUGCAAACGCAGCAAACAUUCAGUGUGACGCUUCAACCUGGAGAAGGCAGCAUUGUGCUGCUUGUAAACAUCAACAAGAGUUCUACAGUGGAGGCUUGGUGGCCAAAUGGACAUGGAAAGCAAACUGGAUACAACAUGACAACAACUUUCAUCAUGGAGGGAGGAUACCAGAUUGAAAAAUUUUCAAAGGCUUAUUUUCGGACAGUAGAACUUGUUCAGGAGCCUAUUCCUGGCUCACCCGGUCUGAGUUUCUACUUCAGAAUCAACGGCCGACCCAUUUUCCUUAAGGGUUCUAACUGGAUUCCAGCAGAUUCUUUCCAGGACAGAGUGACCUAUGACACAUUAUGGCUACUCUUGAAGUCUGCAGCAGAUGCUAACAUGAAUGCACUUCGGGUUUGGGGAGGAGGAGUAUAUGAGCAAGAUGAAUUUUACGAUAUUUGCGAUGAAAUAGGAAUAAUGAUUUGGCAGGAUUUCAUGUUUGCUUGUGCGCUAUAUCCAACUGACCAGAACUAUUUAGAAUCUGUAAGAGCAGAAGUUUCUCAUCAGGUAAGGCGCUUAAAAUCCCAUCCAUCAAUUAUUCUGUGGAGUGGUAACAAUGAAAAUGAAGCAGCAAUUGCCGGCAACUGGUUCUCCAUACCUUAUGCUGACAGAGAAGUCUAUAUUAAGGACUACGUGAUGCUUUAUGUGAAGAACAUCCGAGAAAUAGUUCUUACUGAAGAUAAGAGUCGUCCUUUUGUUGCAUCCAGUCCCACCAAUGGCUUGGAGUCAGUUAAAGAAGGUUGGCUCUCCCAGAAUCCUUAUGAUACCCAUUAUGGUGACACUCACUUUUAUGACUACAGUAAUGACUGCUGGAACUGGACAGUGUAUCCUAAAACUCGUUUUGCUUCAGAAUAUGGAUUUCAAUCCUGGCCUUCCUUCAGUACAAUUGAAAAGGUUUCCUCCACUGAGGACUGGUCCUACACUAGCAAUUUUUCUCUCCAUCGACAACACCAUGAAAAAGGCAAUGAUCAGAUGCUUCAACAGAUUGGGCAUCAUUUCAAGCUUCCCCAGAGUACAGAUCCCAUAAAGAAGUUCAAAGAUAUGAUUUACCUCACUCAGGUGAUGCAGGCUCAGUGUAUAAAGACAGAAACUGAAUUCUAUCGUUUUAGUCAAAGUGAAAUAAUCAAUGGAGAAGGACACACAAUGGGAGCCUUGUACUGGCAACUCAAUGACAUUUGGCAGGCACCUUCAUGGGCUUCCUUGGAGUAUGGUGGCAAGUGGAAACUGCUCCAUUAUUUUGCCCAGAACUUCUUUGCACCACUGCUGCCUGUGGCCUACGAAGACAAAGGUGUGUUGUACAUUUAUGGUGUGUCAGAUCUUCAUGUGGACCACAAGCUGACUUUGAGGGUUGUUGUGCAUGCCUGGAGUUCUCUGGAGCCAGUAUGCACCCUUGCCAAAGACGGUGUGACUGUUAAAGCACAAAGUGCUGUCCCCAUCUACAAGGAGUCCAUAAACGACUUGCUGGAAAGAUGCAGAAAUUGUACCAGGAAGACCUGCGUUAUUACUUUCCAUCUUGUAGGAGAAGAUGGGCUCCAGAGUCCUACGAACCAUCACUUCCUUUCAUCACUAAAGGAUGCUGUAGGAUUAGAAAAGACCUGGCUUAGUGCCUCUGUAUCCCAACAAGAUGACAUUUAUAUAUUUGUUCUUCAGACCACUGCAAUUGCUCCUUUUGUUUCUCUGGAUGUAGGGAGUAUAAAAGGCAGAUUUAGUGAUAAUGGUUUCAUCAUGACUGAAAAGAAGAAAGUGGUUGUGUUUUAUCCUUGGGAACCUACCAGCACUGAAGAAUUAGAAAAGUCGCUAACGUUGACCUCUCUGGUGGAUGUUCUCUGAGGAAACUUCAUUUCCUGUUUCACUCCUUAUCUA
Molecule: messenger RNA, 5345 nt
Organism: Grus americana (Whooping crane)
Lineage: Eukaryota; Metazoa; Chordata; Aves; Gruiformes; Gruidae
Gene: MANBA
Product: mannosidase beta
Exons: 17
Coding region: 2877-5312 (811 amino acids)
Biological process (GO): glycoprotein catabolic process; carbohydrate metabolic process
Molecular function (GO): beta-mannosidase activity
Source: RefSeq, a predicted model, not a curated record